Lates calcarifer (barramundi perch) is the source of this 1389-nucleotide messenger RNA. RefSeq names its product sulfatase modifying factor 2 (gene sumf2). NCBI's taxonomy places the organism in Eukaryota, Metazoa, Chordata, Actinopteri, Centropomidae. The transcript has 9 exons. Gene Ontology annotation, cellular component: endoplasmic reticulum. The record is from RefSeq and is a predicted model, not a curated record. Bases 188 to 1087 code for a protein of 299 amino acids.
UUUAUCGUUGCACUGUCUCCGUUCCUACCGCGAAAUUUGUCCGACGGAAAAAGAAGAAUAUACUCGUCAAAUUGAAGUUUGAGAAGUCCAGCUGUUGGUUAUCUCUUAAAUAUAUAUGUGUAGCCUGUUUUCUGUGUCUGAAUGCGCUGUGUCAAAUGAUUGUUAGCUCAAACAAGCGCGUCAAAAAAUGAACGUUAAAGUAGUGUCCUGGGUGUCUGUUGUGUCUUUGCUGGCAGUGGCAGCAGCAGGUGAGAUGUUGGAUAUACCAGGAGGAAAGAUGUUAAUGGGAACCAGUGCAGCUGAUGGGAGAGAUGGAGAGUCCCACACUAAGGAGUUGGAAGUGGGACCUUUUAAAAUAGACCAAUAUCCUGUCACAAAUGCUGAUUUCAGAGACUUUGUGAGAGCACAGAAGUACAAAACUGAAGCUGAGGCUUUUGGUUGGAGCUUUGUGUUUCAAGACUUUGUGUCUGAGGAGCUGAAAAGCAAAGUCACACAGAAAAUUGAGUCUGCUCCUUGGUGGUUGCCUGUAGAGAGGGUGUUUUGGAGACAGCCUGCAGGACCAGGUUCAGGCAUUCGGGAGCGCCUGGACUUCCCAGUGGUUCAGGUGAGCUGGAACGAUGCUCAGGCCUUCUGCCGGUGGAAGGGCAAGAGACUGCCUACUGAGGAGGAGUGGGAGUGGGCUGCGCGUGGGGGGCUGCAAGGUCGGUCUUAUCCGUGGGGAAACAAGUUCCAGGCCAACAGAACCAACUUGUGGCAGGGAUCAUUUCCAGAUGGAGACACUGCGGAAGAUGGAUACCAUGGCAUCUCUCCUGUUACUGCAUUUCCUCCCCAGAACAGCUAUGGACUGUAUGACAUGAUGGGAAACACGUGGGAAUGGACUUCCACACCCUUUCCUGCAGCACAGCCAAUGUAUGUGCUGCGUGGUGCCUCUUGGAUCGACACAGUGGACGGUUCAGCCAAUCAUAAGGCUCGAGUCACGACCAGGAUGGGCAACACUCCUGACUCUGCCUCUGAUAACCUGGGGUUCAGGUGUGCUGCCAACACUGGACAGAAACAAGGGAAGAAAAAUGACAAAAUAGAACUGUAGCAGCAACCAGGAAGUCAAAAAUAUUAAGUGAAGGACAAUUACAUUCAUUUGAAGCAGGUGUUAAUUUGAUCCAGGUGUUAUUAAUGAUCUAAUGACUUUCAAGUUGACAAAGAACAAAAAAAGUAAGGGACCAAUGAAUGAUUAAUGACUAACAAUGACUGUUAAUGAAUAAUGAUGGUGACAGGAAGAACUGUACUGUAUUUCUCCCAUGGAGAACAUAGAUUUUUUUAAAGUGAAUUUGAUAAAGAAUAGUCACAAACAUACUAAUACAUAAUAACAAUAAAUAAAUAAUGAUGAAAAAA